This is a messenger RNA of Drosophila suzukii, 3832 nucleotides long. RefSeq lists its product as uncharacterized. Gene Ontology annotation, biological process: proteolysis. The record is from RefSeq and is a predicted model, not a curated record. Lineage: Eukaryota; Metazoa; Arthropoda; Insecta; Diptera; Drosophilidae. Gene Ontology annotation, molecular function: serine-type endopeptidase activity.
GCUCAAGAAGGUCGUGUUCGCGCUUCGCCUCGAUCAACUUCGGCUCAAGUUCGGUUCGUUCGCGUUCGUAUCUGCAAGAUAGUAUACUGUAUAUAUAGAUACAUAUAACCCGUGAUCGCGAUCGCUUGUGUUCCCCCCGCCAAAACAAAAAUCAAAUUGGAUUAAUUCUCAGCAGAUUUCACACUGCUCCCCAAAGGCAAUUAAGGAAGUGAUUCGUGGACGUUGUCGCGAUGCGGUGCAGCAUGCAACCACUGAAACUCCGCUGUUAAAGCGUCAACAGCAAUUGCCAUAAUUGCCAUUGGAGCACAGCACAGACCAAUAACCGCUGGACCCACCAAAAAAUCCAAAAAAAAACCAAAACAACCCACCAACUCGAUCACCAUCUCGAUCCCAUCCCGGCACCCAAACGAAACUCGCCACACGAGCUGAGCGAUCGGCGGCAGGCACACAGAUUGUGCCGCAAAUCCAGCUGAAUUGUAACAGAGCCACGGAGCCGCGCCGGAACAUUGCGAAAAUCGCAGAAAUCGGAAAAAUCAGAAAAAUCGGAAAAUCCCAGAGAGCAGGCCGAAAAACCAGUGUGGUGUGGAGAUCAAUGAACGCGGCACGCAGCUGACAGCAUUCGGUAUCCACUUUUCCAGCAGCCAGCGGAGCGUAAGAAAAGCGAAACGGACCAGCUUUUCUUGGGCCGGCAUUCGUUCAAGUUCAGGCGGUGCCAAGCAGGAAGUGCCAGGCGGCUGCACCUUAAUUGGAGCCAGUGUCAUUACCACCACCAUCACCGGGUAGCCAGGUAGCCAGGCAGCCAGACAACCACCAUUCACCGCCGCUCAUCCUGCUCGAUGUAAGAUGUUAGUGGCCAAUACGAAGAGCAAUCGCAGUAGCCUCAGCACACGCAACAACUGGAGAUGGAGCCAGGUGGUGUUGGCCGUUAAUCUGUUUGCCUACUGCUGCUGUGUCACGCCCUCGGGUGCCACGCCCACCACGGCGGUGACCACGGCCGCCCUUUUGACCGGUCACCAAUUGCUGCCCUGGCAAACUGCGGGGUCGGCGGCGGCCACAACGCCCUCCACCGCCCGCAAUCUGUAUGCUCCUUACCAGAGCUUCAGCCAGCAGGAUGACAUAAGCUUCAAGGAUCUCCGCCAGCGCAGCGAUGGCACAGUGGUGCAGUCCUUCGGUUCCUAUCGCACUGCUCGGCAAAUGGGCAGCUCCACAGCCCAGAGGAGAUCCGAUUCCUCCGCCAACUCCCAGGUGGAGAUCAUACCUGCUCCCUCUGUGGAGCUCCCCCAGAGCGAGCUGAUCACAGUGCCCAAGCAGCUGGUGCCCACCAUGCCGGAGAAUGUAACGCGUCAGGGAAGGAGGCGGAACUACAUGUACAUACCGCUGCAAACGGAGGGGGAGAAUGGAUCCGGAGGAUCCUCGGCAGCCUUCCUCCAGCUGCGUCCCAGUCGGAAUGCCACGCUCUCCUCCCUGGGACCACCAGCAGAGGGAAUAGCCGCUGUGGCCCAUGAAUUUGCCGCCGAACUGGCCACCCAGGGCAGUCCGGAACAGCAACCCCUGGAGCUGGAACUCAAUCCAGAGCGCACGGAGCGCAGUGAUCUCCUGGCCGCCGCCAGUUCCACGGAUAAGCUGGAAUAUGCCGAGCCGGAGAACACCAGCCGGCGGGUGGGCUUCCAGUUUCCCAGCUACAGCCUGAAGCCAGCCAGUCCCUUCCAUCCGCAGGCCUAUCGCGAGGAUAAUCCCAUCUUCGGGGAGACCAGUGCCGGGGGCUAUGAACCACAGCCUUAUAGCGAGGAUGCGGCUCCUGUUCCGCCACCCACUCAGUACGAGCAGCAUGAGACCAGGCACACCAGACAGCUCUACUUCGAUUCGGAUUCGGCCUCCUCCAGCUUCGAGUUUCCCGGCCUGGUGAGCAACUCCAAGCCACAUGGAUUGAAACUUUAUCGAGAUGAUGUGACCAAGUUUGGGGACAUCAAUGGACCAAUUACCGCCUUGCCGCAGCAGAGACCACAGCGGGGCUUUUACUUUGGCGACACCGAGUUCCGGACUGGUCCUCCAGCUCCGGUUAGACAGUUUGGACCGCAGAAGAACUUCCAGGAGUACGUGGGACCCAGCGAGUACCAGGGAUCGCGCAAGAGCCGCUACUAUCCCUACAAGUCAUCGCGCAGUCCUAGGGUCGUCUUUCCCACCAGCGACAAUGUGGGCACCACCGGACCCAGUGGCCCCGCCGGCAGCAGUGGACCCUCCGGAAAUGGAGUGUACUUCAGCGAUAAUAUUGCUUUUAGGGACCAGAACUUUGGCAUCAACGAGCUGGCCGCCGUGCAGGAUGUGCGCAACGACUACAGUCUGCAGGAGCUGGACAGCGCCUCGGAGGCCACGAGUAGUCCCCAGUCGGCGAGCACCUUCAAGGAGAAAGUCGACAUCACAACGGAUACGGAGUGCCAGCACCGGGGCGGCACGUGCGAGUUCUUCCUGGGCUGCUGGCUCUCCGGCGGCCUCAUUCAGGGGACCUGCGACGGACUGCUGCGCGGCUGUUGCCACCGCACGGCCAAGUCGGCCAAUCUGGGCAGCUCGGACUUCGUCGGCAAUGCCGUAGAUCUCACCGAUCUGCCGCAAAAGAACUAUGGACCGGUCAACAACGAACCCAGCUGCGGCAUUUCGCUGGCCAAGCAGACCGCCCAGCGGCGAAUCGUAGGCGGCGAUGAUGCGGGCUUUGGAUCCUUUCCCUGGCAGGCCUACAUCCGCAUCGGUUCCUCCAGAUGUGGAGGUUCGUUGAUCUCGCGGCGCCACGUGGUCACCGCCGGUCAUUGUGUGGCCCGGGCCACUCCGCGCCAGGUGCACGUCACGCUGGGCGAUUACGUGAUCAACUCGGCCGUGGAGCCCCUGCCAGCCUACACCUUCGGAGUCCGGCGGAUCGACGUCCAUCCGUACUUCAAGUUCACGCCGCAGGCCGACCGCUUCGACAUCUCCGUUCUCACGCUGGAACGCACCGUGCACUUUAUGCCACACAUAGCUCCCAUUUGCCUGCCGGAGAAGAACGAGGACUUCCUGGGCAAGUUCGGUUGGGCCGCCGGCUGGGGAGCCCUCAAUCCGGGCUCUCGGCUGCGUCCCAAGACGCUCCAGGCGGUGGAUGUGCCCGUGAUCGAAAACCGGAUCUGCGAGCGCUGGCAUAGGCAGAACGGGAUCAACGUGGUCAUCUACCAGGAGAUGCUGUGCGCGGGAUACCGCAACGGGGGCAAGGACUCCUGCCAGGGAGACUCCGGAGGACCCCUUAUGCACGACAAGAACGGGCGAUGGUAUCUGAUUGGUGUGGUCUCCGCCGGCUACUCCUGUGCGUCCCGGGGACAGCCGGGAAUCUAUCACAGCGUCAGCAAGACGGUGGACUGGGUAUCCUAUGUCGUCGGACUCACGAUGAACAUCUAGAGGGCGACACUAAUUUAUUCUCAUCGCAUUCGCAUUCGCACCUGCCUGCUAAGUGGGCCCCAGAUUGUUUUGUACAUAACUCACUUCAUUCUGCUCCCGACUCCGCUUCCGAUUCACGCCGACUUAAUUUAUGGUUACACAAUAUAAUCUAUAUAUAUAUAUAAUUAUAAAUAAUAAUUUAACAAAUUAGCGCAGUACAAUUUAGCAGUUAGGACUGAUUGGCUGUGUGUGUCUGCAAGAUACACACGUGUGCGAUAUAUUUGCAAACACCCUAAAACCUUUAAAUUAAUUAUAUCUGAUAAUUACGGCCUAAUUUACUUAGUCAUAUGCGCUGUUAUGUAAUUUUAAAACUAUUUAUGAACUACAUUUCGUGUGUAAAUAAAUUAUACAAAAGUUGAAAUGAAUUCGAACCCGU